This is a messenger RNA of Aureococcus anophagefferens, 1806 nucleotides long. RefSeq lists its product as hypothetical. The transcript has a single exon. The record is from RefSeq and is a predicted model, not a curated record. Gene Ontology annotation, biological process: transmembrane transport. Gene Ontology annotation, molecular function: ATP binding; ABC-type oligopeptide transporter activity; ATP hydrolysis activity. NCBI's taxonomy places the organism in Eukaryota, Pelagophyceae, Pelagomonadales, Pelagomonadaceae. Gene Ontology annotation, cellular component: membrane. Bases 1 to 1806 code for a protein of 601 amino acids.
AUGGCGCUCCUCGCGUCGAACUCGGGCCUGGCCCUGGCCCUCCCGAAGUACCAGGGCCGCAUCAUCGACCAGGUCGUCCGGGGCCAGCGGAAGGCGUUCACGCGCGCGGUCGCGACCUACCUCUACCUCAUGAUCGCCCAGGGCGUCUGCUCGGCCAUGUACCGCGCGGCCUUCGCCGUCGUGUCGCGGACGAUUUUGUACACGGUGCGCACGACGCUCUUCCGGAGCGUGAUCCGGCAGGACACGGCGUUCUACGACGGCACGACGAGCGGCCACCUCACGAGCCGCCUGACGAACGACGCCCAGGUCAUGAUGGCGCCCAUCGACGCGUCCCUGGCGUCCCUCCUCUACAACGUCAUCAUGCUCUUCGGCGGCAUCACCAUGUGCUUCACGACGUCCUACGCGCUGUCGAUGCUCGCGUUCGUCGUCGUGGGCCCCAUCAUGUACCUCUGGGACAUUUACGGGAACUGGUCGAAGAACCUGAGCCGCAAGGUGCUCAGCGCCUGGGCCGAGGCCAACGCCGUCGCCACGGAGGCGCUCGCGCACGUCCGCACGGUCAAGGCGUUCGUCACGGAGCGGUCCGAGACGGCCAAGUACGAGGACGCGUGCGGCGAGGCGCUUAGGUUGGGCAUCCGCGACGCCAUGGGCUUCGGCGUGACGUCGGCGCUGACGGGCUACCUGGACCUGGGCACGGGCGUGCUGAUCCUAUGGUACGGCGGCCUCAUCGUGCUCAAUAAAUCGGAGGGUUUGACGAUCGGCGAGCUCGUCACGUUCCAGCUCUACUGGACCAUGAUGAACUCGUCGUACCAAAAUCUCCAGGGCCUCGUGACGUCGUUCACGCGGUCCGCGGCCGCGGCGGAGAAGGUCUUCUCCCUCAUCGACUCGCUGCCGGACAUCAACGAGGACGACGGCGCGGCCAUCGACUGGGACGUGCAGGGGUCGUUGGUCUUGGAGAGCGUCGAGUUCCACUACGUCAUGCGGCCCGACGCGAAGGUGCUGUCCGGCGUGGACCUCGGCAUCGACGCCAAGUCCGUCUGCGCGCUGGUGGGCCGCUCGGGCGGCGGCAAGUCGACGAUCAUCUCGCUGUUGAUGCGGUUCUACGACGUUCGCGCGGGUUCUCUUAAACUCGACGGCCGCGACGUCCGGGGCCUCAACGUGCGCGACUACCGCCAGCUCUUCGGCAUCGUCGCCCAGGACACGCCCCUCUUCGCGCGGUCCAUCCUGAAGAACGUCGCCUACGGCUACGCGGACACGGACGAUCGCUCGAAGGACCUCGACAAGGACCCCGCGCUCGCCGCGGCGGUCGUCGCCGCGGCCAAGGAGGCCCACGCCCACGACUUCAUCGCCGACAUGAAGGACGGCUACGCCACGCGCGUCGGCGAGCGCGGCGGCCGCCUCUCGGGCGGCCAGCGCCAGCGCGUCGCGAUCUCGCGCAUCUUCCUCCGCGAGCCGCGCAUCAUCCUCCUCGACGAGGCGACGUCCGCGCUCGACGAGGACUCGCAGGCCGCGGUGCAGAAGUCGCUGGACGCGCUCAUCAAGCGCGGCGGCUCGACGGUCGUCCUCGUCGCGCACCGGCUCUCGACGGUGAUGAACGCGGACAAGAUCUGCGUCGUCGACGGCGGCCGCGUCGCCGAGUCGGGCACGCACGAGGGCCUCAUCGACCAGAAGGGCAUCUACGCGUCGCUCGUGAAGAAGCAGAUCUCCAAGAGCGCCGCGGUCCUGGACCAGGGCAAGGCCGAGGACAGCAAGGAGAAGGCCGCGGAGGCCGACACCAUUGACAAGCUCCUCGGCGCGACGGCGAAGUAG